AUGAUUAACAAAGCCAAAAGCAAGUGUUUUAUUGAUGGUACCAAUUCAACCAGAAAACAACAAAUCAGCAGCAUAAUUGGUAUGGACAUAUCUAAUUUUCCUGAUAAGUAUCUUGGUAUCAUUCUAGCUCCAGGAAGGGUAACUACUGAAAUGGUCUGGCCAAUGGUUCUUAUGCUUCAGAGCAAACUUGCAGCUUGGAAAGGAAGAUUACUAUCUUUUCAUGACAGACUGAUUCUUGUUAAAACAGUUUUGUGCAGCUACCCUCUUUAUAAUAUGGCAGUUUACAAAUGGCCAUCUUCAGUUAUUAAGAUAUGUGAAAAACUAAUAAGGAACUUUUUAUGGUCAGGUGAUGGAGAGACUAGGAAGUAG
Molecule: messenger RNA, 369 nt
Organism: Papaver somniferum (opium poppy)
Lineage: Eukaryota; Viridiplantae; Streptophyta; Magnoliopsida; Ranunculales; Papaveraceae
Exons: 1
Coding region: 1-369 (122 amino acids)
Source: RefSeq, a predicted model, not a curated record